This is a messenger RNA of Mesocricetus auratus (golden hamster), 2459 nucleotides long. RefSeq names its product cyclic nucleotide gated channel subunit alpha 4 (gene Cnga4). Gene Ontology annotation, cellular component: plasma membrane; intracellular cyclic nucleotide activated cation channel complex. NCBI's taxonomy places the organism in Eukaryota, Metazoa, Chordata, Mammalia, Rodentia, Cricetidae. Bases 103 to 1818 code for a protein of 571 amino acids. Gene Ontology annotation, biological process: potassium ion transport; monoatomic cation transmembrane transport. Gene Ontology annotation, molecular function: voltage-gated potassium channel activity; intracellularly cAMP-activated cation channel activity; intracellularly cGMP-activated cation channel activity. The transcript has 6 exons. The record is from RefSeq and is a predicted model, not a curated record.
CAGCCUCUUCUAGGAAGCCAGGCACUAGGCCCCACAUUCUCAAGCCACUCUAGUUGGAGAAGCACUGGCUAUUCUACAGGCUUAGGACCAAGCCACUGAACCAUGAGCCAGGACAGCAAAGUGAAGACAACAGAGUCUAGCCCCCCAGCCUCAUCCAAAGCCAGGAAGGGGCUGCCUGUCCUAGACCCAUCUGGGGAUUAUUACUACUGGUGGCUGAACACGAUGGUCUUCCCAGUCAUGUAUAACCUCAUCAUCGUUGUAUGCAGAGCCUGCUUUCCUGACUUGCAGCAUAGUUACCUGGUGGCCUGGUUUGUGCUGGACUACAUCAGUGACCUGCUAUACCUACUAGACAUCGGGGUGCACUUCCACACAGGAUUCCUAGAGCAGGGCAUCCUGGUGGUAGACAAAGGCAUGAUCGCCAGCCGCUACGUCCGCACCUGGAGCUUCCUGCUGGACCUGGCUUCCCUGGUCCCCACAGAUGCAGCCUAUGUGCGGCUGGGUCCCCACGUGCCCACACUCAGGCUAAACCGCUUUCUCCGGGUACCCCGCCUCUUUGAGGCCUUUGACCGCACAGAGACCCGCACAGCUUACCCAAAUGCCUUCCGUAUCGCCAAGCUGAUGCUCUACAUCUUCGUUGUCAUUCAUUGGAACAGCUGCUUAUACUUUGCCCUGUCCAGAUACCUGGGCUUCGGACGGGAUGCAUGGGUAUACCCAGAUCCCGCUCAGCCUGGCUUCGAGCGCUUGCGGCGCCAGUAUCUCUACAGCUUCUAUUUCUCCACUCUGAUCCUGACCACUGUGGGCGACACACCGCUGCCAGCCCGGGAGGAAGAGUACCUCUUCAUGGUGGGUGACUUCCUGCUGGCUGUCAUGGGUUUUGCCACCAUCAUGGGUAGCAUGAGCUCUGUCAUUUACAACAUGAACACUGCAGAUGCAGCCUUCUACCCAGACCACGCUCUGGUAAAGAAGUACAUGAAGCUGCAGCAUGUCAACCGGAGGUUGGAGCGGAGAGUUAUUGACUGGUACCAGCAUCUGCAGAUCAACAAGAAGAUGACCAAUGAGGUAGCCAUCUUGCAGCACUUGCCUGAGCGACUGCGGGCAGAAGUUGCUGUGUCGGUACACCUGUCUACCCUGAGCCGAGUCCAGAUCUUCCAGAACUGUGAAGCCAGCCUGCUGGAAGAGCUGGUGCUGAAGCUACAGCCCCAGACCUAUUCACCAGGAGAAUAUGUAUGCCGCAAAGGGGACAUUGGCCGAGAGAUGUACAUCAUCCGUGAGGGCCAGCUGGCUGUGGUGGCAGAUGACGGUGUCACACAGUAUGCUGUGCUUGGUGCAGGGCUCUACUUUGGGGAGAUCAGUAUCAUCAACAUCAAAGGGAACAUGUCGGGAAACCGACGAACAGCCAACAUCAAAAGCCUAGGUUAUUCGGACCUGUUCUGCCUCAGCAAGGAGGAUCUGCGAGAGGUGCUGAGUGAGUAUCCACAGGCUCAGGCGGUCAUGGAGGAGAAGGGCCGUGAGAUCCUGCUCAAAAUGAAUAAAUUGGAUGUGAAUGCUGAGGCGGCUGAGAUCGCCCUCCAGGAGGCCACAGAGUCUAGGCUAAAAGGCCUCGACCAGCAGCUGGAUGAUCUACAGACAAAGUUUGCUCGCCUACUAGCUGAGCUGGAGUCCAGCGCACUGAAGAUCGCUUACCGCAUCGAAAGACUGGAGUGGCAGACUCGAGAGUGGCCAAAGCCAGAGGACGUAGCUGAGGCUGAUGAUGAGGCUGAGCCUGGGGAAGGAACUUCCAAAGAUGGUGAGGGAAAGGCUGGCCCAAGCAUAGAAUGACAUCAUCCUGACCCCAGGACUCCCAGCUCCAAGUGAAUUCAGAAUGGUAGGAAAGUUUGCCUGCAGAACUGUCAUCCUAUUUGCUAGGCACAGAAACUUAGAUAAACUGGUCUAUAGAAGCCUAGGUAGAGAUGUGGGUUAUAGCAUACAUUUGCCCCAAACUCAUCAGAACAUACGCACCCAGGCACGCAUGCACGCUGGCCCAAAACUGAGUUCCACAUAAAAUGUUUCUGUCUUCUGCACACACGUUCUCAUAAGCAUAACUAUGACUUAACACUCACUUAACCCACAAUCACAGAGAAUGUUGAUUGCACCGGGAGUGUUGGGGUGACCUUGGUACAUUUAAAGGAGGCUUGCUGGUUUAGGACAAGGAGAGUGUUGGCGCUACAGGGAAAGAAGUCAGAUAUAAUGUCUGAACUACAUUCCCUCUAGGUCACCACUUCAGCUGUGUCAGGCCAUGGCCAGAAUUCAGGUCUGAGCUGUGCCAGGUAGUGAUGUAAAACGAACCUGAUGUGUAACUUAGGGAUAUAAGUGAAUGGUGAGUGUCAUUAUCAGGAGAGAUUAAGAGGGCUAUUGCACUUUAAAACAUUUUAAGAUGUGUAAUUAUUUUGUGAUUUAUUAAUAAAAUGUAAGGUUCAUAA